This is a messenger RNA of Anguilla anguilla (European eel), 1115 nucleotides long. Its product is annotated as SPEG neighbor protein-like. Gene Ontology annotation, biological process: homophilic cell-cell adhesion; synapse organization. NCBI's taxonomy places the organism in Eukaryota, Metazoa, Chordata, Actinopteri, Anguilliformes, Anguillidae. Gene Ontology annotation, molecular function: protein binding; axon guidance receptor activity. The transcript has 5 exons. The coding region runs from base 25 to 723 and encodes 232 amino acids. Gene Ontology annotation, cellular component: axon; neuronal cell body; plasma membrane. The record is from RefSeq and is a predicted model, not a curated record.
UUUGCAGAGGGAGGACACCUCCAGAUGUCCAAAGCCAAGGUCGCACCUCCUCCUCCUGGAUGCCUUCUUGAUAUCAAUGAUCCGAAGGUUCAAGAGGCAGCGAUUCGCAUCCAGGCAUCGUACAGAGGACACCGGUCACGGAAGGAGCUGAGGGAGAAGGGUCCCCCCAAGGUUCUGCAGGAGCUGAAGGAUGUGGUGCUGCUGGAGGGCAGUGCUGCAAAGCUGGAGUGUCGGGUCAGCGCCUUCCCUGACCCCUUCAUCGUCUGGUCCAAGGACGGCAAGCAGCUGAAGGACGGGCCAAAGUACCGAUACGUUUUUGAGGACCCAGACGUGGUGGCCCUGGUGGUGCGGGACGGGGUGCUCGCAGAUCUGGGGAAAUACACCGUUACCAUCAAAAACACUUUUGGGGAGACCUCAGACUCAGCCUGCAUCAAAGUGGAGGUUCCUGCCAAAAUUACAAAAGGGCCAGAAACUGUGAAGGCGAAGAAAGGAUCGACUGUGACUCUGCGGGCUGAUAUCAGCGGGGAGCCACCUCCUGAUGUGGGCUGGAUGAAGGAUGGGCAGGAUAUCGAGGAGGAUGACAGAGUAUUUUACGACAUAGGGGACACGAACACAACCCUGACAAUCAAAAAGGCACAGCCAUCGGAUGCGGGGAAAUACGAGAUCUUUGUAGAGAACAAUCUCGGAGUAGACCAGUCGUUUGCCCGUGUGGACGUCCAAUAAGGUGUAAAGAAUACACACUCUUCUCUGUCACUGUUCAAAUACGGCCCUGCUCUUCCCCUACACCCACCCACUUUUUUUCUUGUGUUUCUGUAGCCUUGCCUGAAUACGUCCGCUAGCUUCUGUCAUGAUCUUCCAGGCUAUUGGCAAAAGGUCUCUUAGGCUUCUCUGGCCUAAACAACAUUGAAGCUGCUCAGAUUUUUUAAAGGAGGAUUCACUACAAAUCAAUCAAAUUAGGGUGUAUGUACCAUACUCAAAUUAUUAUUAUAUAAAUAUGCGUUUGCAAAUAUAGUUCAGUUACCUGGAAUCCUGUGCAACUUUUCUAUUUUGGAAACUAAAUAAACACUCAUGUAUUAGCUGCAGCUUUACCUGACUGAAUAAACGUUUUAAUCAAG